Molecule: messenger RNA, 2017 nt
Organism: Drosophila mauritiana
Lineage: Eukaryota; Metazoa; Arthropoda; Insecta; Diptera; Drosophilidae
Product: organic cation transporter protein
Exons: 4
Coding region: 137-1804 (555 amino acids)
Biological process (GO): transmembrane transport
Cellular component (GO): membrane
Molecular function (GO): transmembrane transporter activity
Source: RefSeq, a predicted model, not a curated record
GUUCAAAUGCUGCCGGCGGUCGGAAGAGUUGAUAGCUGAUCGAGCGCUCCGUUUGCGAUUUUGUUUCACUCGAGCACGUUGUUUAUCCCGGAUUCGUUUUCCAUCUUCGCGACCCACUAUCAAUAAAACAUCAAACAUGGCUGUGGAUUAUGUGCUGGAGGACCUGAUGGGGAAACUUGGGGAGUUUGGAAAGUACCAGUUCCUGCAGUUCUUCCUGCAGGUGCUCUCCGGCCUGACCGCUGGCAUGCACAUGCUAUCGCUGGUCACGGUGGCCGCCGUGCCCGAGCAUCGCUGCUUCAUCGAGGGCGUGGACAACAGCAGCUUGUCGGUGACACCAUGGAACUCGAGCGCUAUACUGGCCGCCAUUCCGCUGAAGCCCAAUGGCGAGCUGGAGUCCUGCCUCAUGUUUGAUCCGAGUAGUCCUGGCACCAAUGCCACCAUCAAUUGCGAACGUUACGUAUACGACACGACGUACUACAAGACCUCGCGCACCAUUGACUGGAACUUCGUGUGCGAUCGCCGUUGGAUGGGGGCCAUUGUGCAGACCGUGUUCAUGCUGGGCGUGUUCACGGGCGCAGUCACCCUUGGCGGACUCGCCGACAAAGUGGGUCGCAAAACCGUGUUCUGCUGGUCGGCCCUGUUCCAACUGAUCAUCGGUGUGGGUGUGGCCUUCAUUCCCGAGUACUUCUCAUUCAUGGUGGCUCGCUACCUGUUGGGCAUUGUGGGAUCGGCGGGUGCCUACAUCUGUGGAUUCGUGCUGACCAUGGAACUGGUGGGACCUACCAAGCGUACUGUGUGCGGCAUUACCUUCCAGGCUGUUUUUGCUGGUGGCAUCAUGUUGGUGGCCGGAUGGGGAGCACUUAUCCCUGACCGUCAGUGGCUGCAGGUGAUCUACGGACUGCAUGGCUGUCUGUUCCUGGGCCAUUGGUGGUGGCUCGAUGAAUCUCCGCGCUGGCUGUGGAUGCAGGGACGUGCCGCCGAGGCGGUGGAUAUUGUGGCCAAGGGCCUGAGGAUCAACGGAUCGGGCAUCCCGGUGGACAAGGAGUACUAUGUGCAAAAGGCGAAGCAGCAGGCGGCGGCCGAAGAAAAAUCCAGCGCCGGAUUGAGCGACCUCUUCCGCACACCCAACUUGAGGAUGAAGACUUUGAACGUGUGCCUCUGCUGGUUCGCCAAUUCCCUGGUUUAUUACGGACUAUCGCUCAGUGCCGGCAAGCUGUAUGGAAAUCCCUACCUGAUCCUGUUCAUCAUGGGCCUCGUGGAGUUCCCCAGCUACAUAACCAUUGUGUUCGUCCUGGAUCGCCUGGGUCGUCGAUCGAUCACCUCCACCCUGAUGUUGGGUGGCGGUCUGUGCUGCAUUGUGGCCGCCUACAUUGCCCAGGGCAGCACCACCUCCACGGCGGUGGUAAUGGCAGGAAAGCUCCUCAUCGCCGGCUCCUUUGCCGUAAUCUACAAUUACUCAGCCGAACUGUUUCCCACCGUGGUGCGGAACUCGGCCAUGGGAUUGGGAUCGAUGUGUGCUCGUUUGUCGGGAGCUCUUACGCCGCUCAUUACAUUGCUGGACUCAUUUGAUCCGAAGAUUCCGGCCGUGCUGUUCGGCGUGGUGGCCCUGAUCUCGGGCUUCUGGGUUAUGUUCCUGCCGGAGACAAUGAACCAGCCCAUGCCCGAGUCCAUUGAGGAUGGAGAGAACUUCGGAAAGGGAGAUACUUGGUUCAGUCAGUGUGCUGGUCGCAAGAAGCGCCAGAACAGCGUAUAUCCCGACGAUCCGGAGCAGAUGGUGCCGCUCAAGAACAUCGAGAGCAAGUAGAACCUAGCCAAAGACGAUUGUUUUCCAAGUCCACAAUCCAGUUCAAAUUCCUUGUUACCCUGUGUUUUCUUGUUAAGAAUUCUACUCUUCUGCCUAGUAGUAAGGUUUACUAGUUUCUAUCCAUUCCAAGUGAAUAAAAUGAUGUGCAGAAUGGGGUGAAUCCCAAUAUGUGGAUUCACUCGUUUCUGAGUGUCCCUUUGUUGUUUGUACGGA